CCGAGACUCACCUCCUAGAGGGGCCGGAAGCGGGCUGUUGGGGCGGCGCAAUUCCGCCAAGAAGUUGAAGUAGGCGCGCGGAGCCAAAGUCAUUAGAGCUCUAGGCUGCCCGGACGCGUCUGAGCUGUAGUGAGGCUCUGGGACCCCCUUGCGCCUCAGGCGUUCCAGCCGGGUUCUAGCUGCGCUGCGCCGGAAGCCUGACUCGAGUCUUCCCACCGCCGCCGCGAGGCCCCCAGGUCAGCUGGCAGACAAAAAUGCCAUCUUACGGCCAUGACAAGGUGGAUCCCUACAAACUGCAAGUUGGAGAAUAUAUAAAAAUGUUUAACAGGUGUAACUAAUAAGUCUCUGGAGGAAGAAGAGAUAGCGAUUAUGAGGGGAGAGCAGCUGCUUCUGGCACCUGCAUGUCCCCAGGGUGGGCAGCUACUGCUGUUCCCAUGGAUGUGUCCCAGGAGCAGGUAGUCCUGGAGCCACCAUGCAUGUUUCAGUUGCCAGUGACCUUCGAGGAUGUGGCCGUGUACUUCUCAAGGGAAGAGUGGGAGUGUCUCAGCCUCAGGCAGAAGGCCCUCUACCGGAAUGUGAUGCUGGACAAUUUCAGGAGCGUGGUAGCACUGGGAUUUUGCGGCCCCAGACCAGACCUUGUCUCUCACCUGGAACAGUGGGAUGAGCUGUGGAUUGAGGACUGUGAGAGGGCUGAGCUUCAAGAAGCACAGAGUGGCCCCUGCCCAGGGGCGAGGAAGCUGGCUGACCACGGGAGGCGCUACCGCCAGCUGACUUGGGCUCACGAGAAAAUCCCCCUGCAGGGAAGAGUCCCAAACACGCCCCCCACAAGUCAUACACACUUUCCCAGAGCUGCUUUGGGGCAGAGGGCAGAUGAGCUUAUAGCUCUGCAGGCCCAGGUGUGUGGUGAGUCCUGCAGGCAACAGCCAGGCCUUGGGGAGCAGCGCAAGGGCAGCACUGGACCGCAGGUGUUUAUCUGUGGCACAUGUGGGAAGGUACUGAGCUGCCAUAGUCGGCUGGCUGCCCACCAGAUGGUGCAUUCUGGUGCCAGGUCCUUCUCGUGCCUCGAGUGUGGCCAGGCCUUCCGCUGGGUCUCGAACCUCCUGCGCCACCAGAGGAACCACACGAGUGAGAAGCCCUUUUGCUGUGAGCUGUGCGGACAGGCCUUCAGCCUGAAGGACCGUCUAGUGCAGCACCGAAAGGUGCACACGGGGCACCGGCCCUACGAGUGUGGUGCCUGUGGCAAGGCCUUUAAACAGAAGUCUAACCUGCUGCGCCACCAGCUGGUGCAUACUGGUGAGAGGCCCUUCCACUGUGCCGUCUGCAGCAAGGACUUCCGCACCAAGGAGAACCUCAGCCACCACCAGAGGAUCCACAGUGGUGAGAAGCCCUAUACCUGCUCUGAGUGUGGCAAGGCCUUCAGGUGGCCCAAGGGCUUCAGCAUCCAUCAGAGGCUGCACCUGACCAAGAGGGUCUAUGAAUGCGAGCACUGUGGGAAGGGCUUUCGCCACCUGGGCUUCUUCACACGGCACCAGAGGACCCAUGGGCACGGCGAAGUGUAGAGGUGCCUGGGUCCAGCAGUGCUGUACCCUGGCCAGAAGAUGGGUCAGGGGGACAAGUUGGCAGCAGUCCCUAUCUAGCCUGGAAGAGCCCUUCUUUCUCCUUGAAACAACUGUUCAGAGCUUCCUGGAUCCCCCAAGUUCUACCAGGAAAACUGCUGUCGGGAGGGGGAUCUGGAGUGCAUCAUCAGAGCCACAGUGCUAUUUCCUAGGUACCCUGGGCCCAGGAUGGUCUUGAAGCUAUGUGCAGUCCUGAGCGAGUGGACAGAGAAGUUCCUGGCAUUUUGCCCUUCCCAGCAUCCAUGGCUCCGCCCAGGAACCAAACCCCGCCCAGAGUGUCACUCCUGUGCACUUUAACUUCCUUUCCUUACUCUUUUCCCCUCACCUGUGCUUUCUCCUGUCUUCCGUCUGGCCUAAACAAGGCAGCUUUAAUUGCACAGAAUCAAAGACCCUUCUGCAGGCUUCACAGGGGGGACUUUGAAAUGAGCACCUUUGUAAUGUUGCAAGCCUUAAAGGAUUAUGGAAAGACCUGGACUCACGUUCAGGGUGUGUGACAGUGCACUGCAUGUGUGGGGAAAAUAUCCUGUGUGUACAGGACAGUCGCAAGUCUGUCAAAGCUUCAUCCUCACAGGGCUGCUCUCUGGUGUGGUUUCUCAAAUUCAGAUUGACUCUCAGGUUGUGUUUUUGGUAAAACGGCAUCGCAUCUUCUA
Chinchilla lanigera (long-tailed chinchilla) is the source of this 2266-nucleotide messenger RNA. It is a transcript of the gene Znf707, whose product is annotated as zinc finger protein 707. The transcript is spliced from 6 exons. The record is from RefSeq and is a predicted model, not a curated record. Gene Ontology annotation, molecular function: DNA-binding transcription factor activity; RNA polymerase II cis-regulatory region sequence-specific DNA binding. Gene Ontology annotation, biological process: regulation of transcription by RNA polymerase II. Bases 402 to 1559 code for a protein of 385 amino acids. Lineage: Eukaryota; Metazoa; Chordata; Mammalia; Rodentia; Chinchillidae.